Gossypium arboreum is the source of this 2417-nucleotide messenger RNA. RefSeq names its product protein PTST homolog 3, chloroplastic. The record is from RefSeq and is a predicted model, not a curated record. The transcript has 14 exons. Lineage: Eukaryota; Viridiplantae; Streptophyta; Magnoliopsida; Malvales; Malvaceae. The coding region runs from base 297 to 1826 and encodes 509 amino acids.
GAAAACACAGAAAAAACUGGAACAAAAAAAUCUUAAAGAUAAUGUUUUACUGACAUUUCAUUUCAACAAAAUCAUCAAAUUGACAGUUUAAAAUAACUCUAUUGAUACUAUUAAACUAAAAAAUCUUGUAAAACACCAGCAACCCACCACCUUGUUUUCGGCAAGCCUCAAACCUGAAAUCAUUAAUUAUAUAUUAUAAAGCCUGUGUAUCCCAAAUCUAAGACUGCUUUGUCUGACAUGAAAACAUUAUAGAACGAUAAUAAAGUAUUCAAUGCUACAACAAGGUUUCACUCACAAUGGCAGCUUUGUUUCAAUUUCCAACUUUCAUUUCCUUCUCUUCUCAUAAACCCAUCUUCUCAUCAAAGCCACAACAAUGGAUAAGCUGGAAAACCCAUGAAUUUAGACCUAGAAGAAGCUUAAAAAUAUGUGCCUUUUCUAUUAAAAGACCUAGGAGUGGAAGAAAGGUAAAGAGUAAUGAGGAACUGUGUAAUGAUAUAAGGGAAUUUGUAGCUGAGGUUGGGCUUCCAGAGGGUCAUGUUCCUUCCUUCAAAGAACUUUCUCAGCAUGGAAGGAAUGAUCUGGCUAACAUUGUUCGAAGGAGAGGAUACAAGCUUAUCCAAAAGCUUCUUUCGAGCUCACCAGAAACCGAUGGACUUAUUGCAGAUACAAGUGUAGUUCAAAAGCACAAUGCCAACAGUGAUUCGGAAGAUACUUUUGAAGGUCAAUAUCUAAAGAGGGAGAAUGCAAUCGAAGUUGUUCCUUUGUCAACCAAAGUUUUCAACACGGAGAAUAAGUUGGUUGCAGAGGAUAUUGAUUCCGAUAACCAUAAUUGCAUGAGGGAAACUACAGUGUAUACUUCAGGAGAUCAAAUGGAAAUGGAAAGCACUGUGCUUGAAGAUGUUUCCGCAUCAACUUUGCUCCCGUUCGAGGAAAACUAUUCUGGGAGUUUGAGUGUUAAUCUGGACCAGAAUUCUGAUGAUAGUAGUUUCAUGCCUGAAGAAUCUCCGGCCAUGUCAAUUUUGGAGGAAAAAGUUGUGAGAUUUGUUCAGAAUGGAGAUUUGGAUGCAAUCGAGUAUACUGUUAACGAGAAAUUAAAUGAAACUAAUGAUGAAGUAGCAACUCAAUCAAGGACAGGAAGUGAAGAUCACUCGAGAAAUGCCUAUGAUGCUGUCUUCAAAUCGAAUGGAAGUGCAACAGUUGCCAAGCAGGUUGCUCCUCCCGUAGCAAUGGAUUAUCUUCCUUGGAGUUAUGACAAGAUGGAAGCUCAAACACUAAACAGUGAUGAUUCGAGGGAGGAUUUGGAUUCCAAGACCACUGGAAGGGACACCAUAAUUGAGAUUAAUUAUCUCAAGUUUUUGCUGGUAUAUAAUUUUAAUCACCAGAAGGAAUUAGAAUUAUCCCUAUUGAAGGAGCAGAUUGAAAAGGAAAAGAUUGCUUUGGCUUCCAUGCAAAACAAGGCUGAAACAGAGAUCCAAAAAGCUCAAAAACUUGUCUCUGAGAAGGAUGCUGAAUUGCUUGCUGCUGAAGAAAGCUUAUUGGGGCUACAAGAGGUGCAACUCGAAUACACUGGAGAUGGUGAAAUUGUGGAAGUAUCUGGUAGCUUCAAUGGUUGGCAUCAUCGGAUUAAAUUGGAUCCUAAGCCAUCUUCUACCACUAAAACCCCCCUUGAAUCAAGUAAGUCCAAAAUAUGGUCAACGGUGCUAUGGCUUUAUCCCGGGGUAUACGAGAUAAAAUUUGUUGUUGACGGUCAAUGGACACUUGAUCCUCAAAGAGAGUCAACAACCAGCAGUAGAAUAUGCAACAACAUUCUCCGAGUUGAUAGAUAAACUUCGGUGGGAUAAAAGAGAGAGAUUCUUUGUAUUCUGCAUUAACAUUAAGCCUAAACUUUGAGAGUCCUCGAUAUGGCAUAGGGAGCCCUACCUCUACUUUUGAAAUAAUUGUUUGCCAAGAGCAAAGUGGUGGAUUGGUUUUAGCAUCCAAUGAUGUCGAUUAGAACAGAGAAAGCUCGUUGCUUGCAUUGGGGAUGUUGGCUUGUUUCAUGCACGGCCACAGGAUUUGGGGAGUGAAGUCAUCCAUUCCUGGUCGAACACAAAAUAAAGACUUCAAUGUUUUCGUUGUGAUAUCACCGAAAACCUAUAUAACUUUUGAUAGGUAAGGUAAUAGUUGUGUAAGUUUUUUUCCAGUGACUCACAGUAGAAAGACAUUGAAGCAAUAGGUUUUUUCUUUUUUUUCUAUCUAGUGCUAGAAUUUGUACAAAUGACUUUCAGUGACUGUGUAUAUCUUUUGGUUUCCGUAAAACAUCGAGUAUCUCGGAAUCUUGUAUGAGGUUUUGUAGGAACUUUAGGUGGAACAUUGUCCACCAAAAUUUGCCCAUUGAGUUCAGAGCUUUAAAGAUUCAGUGAGUUGGGAAUUUGAAA